UUUUUCGGAACCGGGCGCAGAACAGUAGAGCGAUUCUCAGUGCUGCUCUCGGUGCGAUACGACGUGCGAGCAAAGACGUAGCUCGGCGCGUGCUUGAUCGAGAAACGGAGCAGGGAAAAUAGUAUCAUAAUUCGCCUCCUUCAGCAAAAGAAAAGAAAAAGAAAGUUGAUCAGUUCCGUGUAUCGAUUGUCUGGUGGAAAAGUCGACGCAGAAGGAAGUUCACGUAUCACGAAUUUCUGGGAGCUUUUUUUUAGAGAAAACGUACGUAAAAAAGCGCAAAAGAAAAGAGUUCUGUGAAGGAGAGGAAUUAGUAAAAAAAACAAACACAAUUGAAGAAAAAAGAAAAACCACAUCCAGCGCUUGUUCUAAAGUGUUUUCCGUGCAUCGAACAAACGUGUUUAGCCCUUUCCAAAGUGCCGUGCGUGUGAGUGUGUGUGGUAAGCGAAUAAAAAGGGAGAAAAAACAAAACCGCGUAUCAUCUGGCCGUGUUCACGUAUUUCGGUCUUUCGUUUCGAAGAAGAAACCAUCGAGUCAAGUGCGUUUUAGUACUGCGCUACAAACAAGUGGAAGAAAGGAACAUAAGUAAACCGGGUUCGGCAACGACUGUUUAUCUCCCGUAAGCAGUGAAAGAAGUAACGUUUCCGGGGAAAGAAAAGCGAACAACAAGAGUGUCGUUGAAUGUGAAUUUUUCGGUUUGUAUUCGAACCGAAACGAUCGUAUACGGUAUUUGUGUGAGGGUGUAAUUAUCUUCAGAAGACGAUCGAUGACAACUACCUGUUAAGUGGUUAAAUGUUUUGCUACAGCAGUAUAAAAUUCUAAAGAUCUAAUGCAGUACAAGCACGUUGGCAGCUAGGAGAAUCAAAUAACAGAAAAAGAGGAUUGUAACAAAACAUCUACCUUCAACCAUUCAUAGUAAGAAUCGCGACAGAAACCAACAUUACCUGCUAACAUGAUUCACGUGGACGAAACAGAUCCCCUCGGUGACAUACCACCAGCGUUCCCGUACCGAGAGGUGGAAAUUAAGCGCGGCAUCGAUCCAAAACAGAUAUACGAGCUCAGCUCCGAACUUGGCAGAGGUAAGUUCGGUGUCGUCUACAAAUGCAAGGAAAAGUCGACGGGUGUCCGUCUGGCGGCCAAAUUCAUCCAGAUCGUAAAGAAGGGCGACCGGCGUAAUAUAGAGCGCGAGGUACAUAUGAUGAAUGUACUGCACCAUGCAAAGAUCGCCCAGCUGUAUGCGGCGUACGAGUACGAUCGUACCUUCUGCGUCAUGAUGGAGCUCGUCGAGGGUGGCGAACUGUUCGACCGUGUGUUGGACGAAAAGUUCAUACUCACCGAGAAGGCGUGUGCGAUCUUUAUGCGUCAGAUCUGUGAUGCGGUUGCGUACAUACACGGCAAUAACAUCAUUCAUCUGGACAUGAAGCCGGAGAACAUACUGUGCCUGACCGAGAGCGGGAAUCGGAUCAAGAUAAUCGAUUUUGGACUGGCCCGUGAGUACGAUCCGGACAACAAGCUGCAGGUGUUGUUCGGUACGCCCGAGUUUGUUGCACCGGAGGUAGUCAACUUUGAGGCGAUCUCGUUCGCGACGGACAUGUGGAGUGUUGGCGUUAUUGCCUACGUACUUGUUUCCGGAUUAUCUCCAUUUGCCGGUGAGGAUGAUAUCCAAACGAUGGGAAACAUCACCAUUGGCCGGUACGAUUUCCUAGAUGAAGCGUUCGAUAACGUAUCCGAAGAGGCUAUUGACUUUAUAAACCGAUGUUUGGUGAAGGAACAAAAGGAACGGCUUACAGCGGAAGAUGCGCUCAAGCACAAGUGGAUCAAGCGGAAACCACAGUUCUAUCCAACAAAUCGACGACCAUCCCUCACCAACUUUAAACCCAUUCUGCUGGAAAGCAAUAACAACAGUAGCAAUGUUACGGUAGGCGAUAAACACAACGCCGAAAUAGCGAAGGACAACCUGAAGGAGCUGGUGGGCAAAUGGGACGAAACGCCCAACAAUCGGUACGCGUUCGAGCAGGACACCGAGAACAUUAUUGCACCGUCCGGUGAAACCGUACAGCUGCGAAGACCAACGCUACCGGAGCUGGCAGGUCUAGCGAACGGUAGCAGCAAUACGUCCGGCAGCCGGAGAGGCAGUAUAGCGCGAGCCAUUGACACGAAUGAAGAUCAAGAGAACAACGCCGAAAAUGAAGCACCGAAUGCUGGGAGCGUUUUGCAUCACAGUAACCAUUAUCACUGCGACGAUCAAAAGCAGCAGCAUCCGUAUGAGCCGCCGAUAGUGCUUGAGUUGACGCAACAGCGUGACGCUGAAUCGAAUGAGCCCGAAACGAUCCGUAGCGCGGUGCUUGACAGUGGCUUUACGCUCCCAACUAAUACUAGCAGCUCGCAACUGACAGCAGCAACACCAGCGUCCACUAUUUGCGCUACUAACAACGAACGAUUUGACAGCUGUCAACGCAGCAGUACCACCCGCUGCGAUGUAGAAACUGUGCGGGAAAGUAAUGCUGGUAGUAGUAGUAGUAGUAGUAGCAGUAGUGUUUGCAGUAGUGAUAGUAAUACCAGUAUUAGUGACUAUAGUAGCUUAGCAAGGGAGAAGAACAGUUCGCCUGCGACUAACCAGCAGAAAGCUUGCGCAACUGACGGUGAUCGUGAGCCGGCAUCAACGAUCAUCGUCAGCGUCGUCCAACAGCAGUCCGACCCGCCCACCACACCUUCAUCCACCGACACACACACUGAUACAAACCAAUCCCAUGGACGUCCGAACCGUACGUCCGUGUCGUCCGAUUUCCUCUGCCUUUCCGCAGAUAGCGAUUCCAUGGCGUCCUCCUGUGACACUACGGCAAGCGUAUGUACGGAACCGGGCCCAUCACCCACACCACCACCCGCUGACAGUCAACAUCCACACAACCACCUACAACACCCAUCAGCGUCACCUGCACACCAAUCGGAUGCUCUGGCAGCAAGUACCGUGAGUGGCAGUGUGGCCGAAACACACCGGGACAAGGUACGUGACGAUUUGCGCAAACUAUCCGAUUUACUAAAGCUUUCCCUCACGAACGUGAAGGCACUGGAUGGGGUGGACACACCGACCGAGGGCACAACGAUGGUGACCACACCUACCUCACCGGGGCCAGCGCUCGAACAGCUCGACAGUGAGCUGGAAAAUCUGAAGUCGAAGGUGAACACAAUCCGCACAUCCCGGGCACAGAACAAACUGAACGAAUUAGCCCAACGGCCCGACUUUCUUGCAAACGAUCCAUUCAAGCUGCCGACGUUCCGCUUCCUGCCCAAAUCGAUCAGUCUCUGCAAUGAGGAUUCGGUGUUCAAGGAGAACUAUACGAAGUUUUGUGAUCGGAAUGCGACGUCCCGUGACACGCGGGAGCAAUCGCAGGAAACGAUCGUCAGCGAGAAGCCCAACACCACCGGUACGGUUGGGCGCAAGAAGUCUUCGACCACUUCGUCGACAACCAAGAAGAAAGUCCGGAACCCGGAAGAUGCGGCCUCCACCACAACGACUACGACAACCACCACAACGUUCGCCAGCACUGCCUCGGGACGGAUCGCGUCGACCACCACCGUGCGGAAGACGAUCGUUAAGCAGCAGAAGGUAGUAAUGGAUGAAGCCGUGUCGACCACAACCGGUAGUACUACGGAAAGCAGAAGAUCGAUCGCUCCAACGAAAAGCCUCGAUAUGCCCUCCGAUGCUAAGCUAACCCAUUCGGCAUCGAUCAAACGUACAAAGUUCCGCGUGAAUCAGCUCAGCAGCCGGGAUGUGCCGGUAGCGAUUAAUUCCGUCGCCCGUCGUUAUCUCGAACGAAGCGGCGUACAGGAUGACCUCUUGUCGACGGGUACGGCACGAGUGUCCCACACGGCGACCCAACCAGGUUUGACAACGCUGGACGAUACGGUGACGGCGAACAAUCUGCGCAACAAUGCGAUACGACUGCGCAGCUCGGUUUCGGUCGAUUGGGACGCGAUGGAUGCGGUUGAAAAUCGUUCGAUGAAAACGAUCAACACCUUUCUGAAGCGGCACGCCGUGGCUAGUUCGGCUGUGAAACAGAUCCAGGCACAGCUGGAGGCAACCAUCACAACGCACAAGUAGGUUGUUGCGUGCGUUCGUCCUUUAGGUGCGCGACAGAAUUGUACAUACAAUGUUCGCCCACUGUCUCUAUAUACGCCAUGUGUAUUUAUAAAGUAGGGUUUUAUUUAUCGACGAUCGAGCGGUGAAGCGAAGGAUUCAAUGUUUAGCGUGUAACGUGUAUAGUAGAUCGCGUACGGGGUUUGUACUUGUAGGGAUUAACGUUUAGAUUAGAUGCAAGGAAGUUCGAGCAGAUAAAAACAAAUCACGAAUCGCUUUGCACUAUUAUGGCUCGCGUAAUGCACAGUGACACAAACGAGGUAGGGACAUUUGCGGAGAGAACGGUAGCUGUGUUAUGCAUAUUGAUCCAAUUGCUCCGUACGUGAAACAAUAAGCGGAGGGGGAAACCUCCUUAAAGAAAAUGUAUACUGAAAUAAAGAAUAUACGUAAAGCUAGCUAAA
Molecule: messenger RNA, 4536 nt
Organism: Anopheles funestus (African malaria mosquito)
Lineage: Eukaryota; Metazoa; Arthropoda; Insecta; Diptera; Culicidae
Product: caM kinase-like vesicle-associated protein
Exons: 9
Coding region: 950-4099 (1049 amino acids)
Biological process (GO): protein phosphorylation; intracellular signal transduction; positive regulation of apoptotic process
Cellular component (GO): nucleus
Molecular function (GO): ATP binding; protein serine/threonine kinase activity
Source: RefSeq, a predicted model, not a curated record